Molecule: messenger RNA, 1198 nt
Organism: Syngnathus acus (greater pipefish)
Lineage: Eukaryota; Metazoa; Chordata; Actinopteri; Syngnathiformes; Syngnathidae
Gene: c1galt1a
Exons: 3
Coding region: 194-1033 (279 amino acids)
Cellular component (GO): membrane
Molecular function (GO): N-acetylgalactosaminide beta-1,3-galactosyltransferase activity
Source: RefSeq, a predicted model, not a curated record
UUUUUCUUUCUUUUUUUUUCUUCCAAAUAUCUGUCACUAGAUUUCAAUGACUAUGUUGACUAAAAUAGAUCACGUUUUGACCGGUGUGGAGUUUAUUUGACAGAAGUUUCUCCUAUACCUCUUUUUGUGCAGCUAAAGAAGGAGCUUUUCUGUAGCAGCUUUGCAGUGGACAAUGCUGACCUGAUUUCAGCAGAUGCUGGCUGAAGGCGUCAACCUGAGUCGGACAAGAAAUUCUGGGCAAACCAGCCGUAUCUUGUGUUGGAUCAUGACCGGGCCCAAGACUAUGGAGUCCCGGACCAAGCACGUGAAGGAAACGUGGGCAAAGCGCUGCCACCUGGUCUUGUACAUGAGCUCCGUCCAGAGCGACUUCCCCACCGUGAAACUCAACGUCAGCGAGGGACGAGAAAACCUGUAUCGGAAGACCGUGGGCGCCUUUGAGUACAUCUACGGGCGGCACCUGGACAACGCCGAAUGGUUCUUGAAAGCGGACGACGACACCUACGUGAUUGUGGAGAAUCUCCUCUACAUGUUGUCCGCUCUGGAUCCCGAGAAGCCUUUCUACCUGGGAAGAAGGUUUAAACCUUUUCUCCGCCAAGGCUAUAUGAGCGGCGGCGCCGGCUACGUCCUCAGCAAGGAAGCCCUGAGAAGAUAUAUCCGAGGUUUCAGGACAGGGGCGUGCGCCCACUUCUCUUCCACCGAGGACGUGGCUCUGGGCAAGUGUAUGGAGACCAUGGAGGUGGAGCCGCUGGAUACCAGAGACGUGAGAGCCCGGCAAACCUUCCAUCCUUUCCCUCCAGAGCUUCACUUGGUCAGACAGUUCCAAAAGACCCCUUGGUACCUGGCUUAUGAGCACUACCCUCCCGUUCAAGGUCCAGGGUGCUGUUCCGAUUUCGCCGUGUCCUUUCACUACAUUUACGGUGUUCGGCUCUAUGCUCUGGAGUACCUGGCAUACCAUCUGCGGCCGUAUGGAUACAAAUACAGAUUUAUUGCCAGGGAACAUAAAUAUUGGAACCAAAGCAAAAACCAAUUGUGAAACAUGCCGUGUAUUUGUUUCUGCCAACCACCUGAUUUCUUAAUGUUGCAUUCGGUGAGUUCCGCUUUGACACAAUUGUUACUUGCUGUCUCGUCAUUUCCAUGAGUCUGCUACGUGGAAAGAAUUUGACAAUAAAGCCGACUUUGCCGAUCGGUGCUUCUCAAA